Messenger RNA from Colletotrichum navitas, 510 nucleotides. RefSeq lists its product as uncharacterized. The transcript has a single exon. Lineage: Eukaryota; Fungi; Ascomycota; Sordariomycetes; Glomerellales; Glomerellaceae. The record is from RefSeq and is a predicted model, not a curated record. Bases 152 to 418 code for a protein of 88 amino acids.
ACCACUUCUCGCAGUUUGGAAUACUCAAAAACACAGAAGCGUUGCUACCUUAUGAGUAUUGCUACCUUAUGAGCACUGGUGCCAGACUUUGUCGCUGACGUUCAGGCCGUGAGACAACGUCUAGUAUGCAAAUGUGAGACUCACUGGCGAUAUGGAAUAUUGGGGCGUCAACGAGAACCAAGUUGUUGUCUUGAACCUGCAGCUCUAUUGCUGCUGUUCUCUGGACGCCGUAUCCGGCUGUCAAGGUAUGUCCGGAGUAGACUCCACGGACAUGUUCCUAUCUGCUAUCGCAUACUCCCUCUGCCUCACCUUCACGGACCACCCGCCUCCGUCCAUCUGGCUCCACGUCGACGCGCAAAACGACGUCGAUCUACUGCCGCUAGACUACUCCAACACGGUUGGAUACUUUACGUAUUGAUGCAACGUGGACAUCACGACACUCUGAGGGUGGAGUUUUCGUUCCCGGACAACAUGGGACGCACAAAGGAACUUGUGGCCUGAAUGGCCUCA